This is a messenger RNA of Closterium sp. NIES-65, 1905 nucleotides long. The record is from the annotation of a GenBank genome assembly. NCBI's taxonomy places the organism in Eukaryota, Viridiplantae, Streptophyta, Zygnematophyceae, Desmidiales, Closteriaceae.
AUGUGCGUGCGAGUGUGGGGGUGUGUGCGUGCGAGUGUGGGGGUGUGCGUGCGAGUGGGGGUGUGCGUGCGAGUGGGGGUGUGCGUGCGAGUGUGGGUGUGCGUGCGAGUGGGGGUGUGCGUGCGAGUGUGGCUGUGCGUGAGCAUGGAGGGCAACGGCGCCAUGCCCAGCCUGCCUUCCGUCCUCGGCUCUAUCACCUCCCUCACUCGCCUGUCAGUCCUCUCUCCUUCCCUCAGUUGUUACACUCCCCUCACCCGUCUGCCUUCCCUCAGUUCUUUCACUCCCCUCACCCGCCUGAGUGCCCCUCCACUCCUCCAUCCAUUGGCCUUACCACCCUCCAUUGCCCCUCCAUCCCUCCAUUGCCCCUCCAUCCCUCCAUUGCCCCUCCAUCCCUCCAUUGCCCCUCCAUCCCUCCAUUGCCCCUCCAUCCCUCCAUUGCCCACCUGCCCCUCCAUUGCCCACCUGCCCCUCCAUUGCCCACCUGCCCCUCCUCCCUUUCUGAAGCGUGAUUCCCCAGUCCUGAUGAACAACAACUUGGCUGGCCCCAUUCCGCCCUUCCUCCCCUCUCCUCUCUUAUUUGUCUUCUCUUCCUUUGCCCAUUGCCCCUCCGCCCCUCCAUGUGCCCUCCGCCCCUCUAUGUGCCCUCCGCCCCUCCAUGUGCCCUCCGCCCCUCCAUGUGCCCUCCGCCCCUCCAUGUGCCCUCCGCCCCUCCAUGUGCCCUCCGCCCCUCCAUGUGCCCUCCGCCCCUCCAUGUGCCCUCCGCCCCUCCAUGUGCCCUCCGCCCCUCCAUGCGCCCUCCGCCCCUCCAUGCGCCCUCCGCCCCUCCAUGCGCCCUCCGCCCCUCCAUGCGCCCUCCGCCCCUCCAUGCGCCCUCCGCCCCUCCAUGUGCCCUCCGCCCCUCCAUGUGCCCUCCGCCCCUCCAUGUGCCCUCCGCCCCUCCAUGUGCCCUCCGCCCCUCCAUGUGCCCUCCGCCCCUCCAUGUGCCCUCCGCCCCUCCAUGUGCCCUCCACCCUGCCUUGGUCGCACAGAGUCUUGAUGAACAACAACUUGGCCGGCCCCAUUCCUGCCUUCCUCUCCGCCCUCACUGCUCUCACACACCUAUCCAUCGGUUCCAGCCAGCUCUCCUCCUCCAUUCCCGCUAAAGUCUCCAAGCUCCAGAAGCUCGCUAUACUACUCCACUUUUUCCCGCCCCUCCCUCAUCCCCCCUUCCUCAUCCCCCCUCCCCCCAUUCUCCCCUUCCCCAGAUCCCUCGGUUCCAACCAGCUCUCGUCCUCCAUUCCUGCGAAACACUCCAAGCUUCCACCUCCCUCCCCCCGUUCUUCCCCACCUCCACUCCCCCACCUCCCUCCCCCCAUUUGUCCCCAUCUUCCCUCACUCCCCCACCUCCCUCCCCCCAUUUUCCCCACCUUCCCUCACUCCCCCACCUCCCUCCCCCCAUUUUCCCCACCUUCCCUCACUCCCCCACCUCCCUCCCCCUAUUUUCCUCACCUUCCCUUACUCCCCCACCUCCCUCCCCCCAUUUUCCCCACCUUCCCUCACUCCCCCACCUCCCUCCCCCCAUUUGUCCCCACCUUCCCUCUCUCCCCCACCUCCCUCCCCCCAUUUUCCCCACCUUCCCUCACUCCCCCCCCUCCCUCCCCCCAUUUUCCCCCUUCUCAGAUCGCUAGCUUCCAACCAGCUGACCUCGUCCAUCCCUGCACGAAUCUCCAGGCUUCAAAAGCUCGUUACACUGUGUGUAAAGGCUUAAUCCAAGAGAAUGUUGUAUUUAGUGUACAAUUACAACACUGCAUUCCUCCUCGCCCCUCUCCCUUCGCCCCUCUCCCUUCGCCCCUCUCCCUUCGCCCCUCUUUCUUCUCCCCUACCCCUCCGCCCCUCUGCCUCCCUCUCUCCCUUCGCCCGCAGUGA